Molecule: messenger RNA, 515 nt
Organism: Eurytemora carolleeae
Lineage: Eukaryota; Metazoa; Arthropoda; Copepoda; Calanoida; Temoridae
Gene: MED10
Product: mediator of RNA polymerase II transcription subunit 10
Exons: 4
Coding region: 20-433 (137 amino acids)
Biological process (GO): positive regulation of transcription by RNA polymerase II
Cellular component (GO): mediator complex; chromatin
Molecular function (GO): transcription coregulator activity
Source: RefSeq, a predicted model, not a curated record
AUACUGGAAUGUAGUUGAAAUGUCUAAUUCGCUUCCAUUAGAGCAGUUAGAGCAGCAGCUAGAGAGAGCAAUAGAAAACGUUCGACAGGUUCGGAUUGUUGUUAGUGACUUUCAGCCUCAAGGUCAACCAGGACUUAAUCAGAAACUUCAACAGAUAGUUAGAGAUCUAGGAGAGAUAGAUAAACUCAGACCCAGUGUAGCGGAUAUCCAGGUACCCCUGGACGUAUUCGAUUAUAUUGACUCAGGACGGAACCCUCAGCUCUAUACUAAGGAUUGUAUGGAGAAGGCGCAUUCUAAGAACGGAGAAGUGAAAGGAAAAAUUGACGCAUAUCGAAUGUUCAAGGCCCGUCUGUUGGUUGAACUGAGUGCUGUUUUCCCGAACGAGAUGAAGUUCUAUCGCGCCAAUAGAGUUGAUGAACGAGGAAACCAGUGAGCUAUGAUUAGUGAUACUUAUCUAUCAUGGACAUUCAUGUCUAUCUCAGGAUCCAGGAAUCUGUCAAGCAAAAUAUUUCAGA